AUGCCUCCAAGACGUGACAAUACUAACAACCAUCAGGUGGAUCAAAUGGCCCAAGCUAUGGCCAAUAUGGCAGCCGCUGUCACCGCUCAAACUGCUGCUAAGAACCUUCGAGAUUUGGAGAAGCGAGACAGAGAGAUAAGAGCCGCAGAAUCAAGAGGAUUAACCGAGUUUCGCCGCCAUGAUCCACCUAAAUUCCAAGGAGAUGUUACUCCCGAGAAGGCCGACUUAUGGUUACAAGAGAUUGAAAAGAUCUUUGAGGUAAUCAAUUGUCCUCCAGGGGCAAGGGUGUUGUACGCCACGUACCUUCUCUUAGGCGAUGCAGAGUAUUGGUGGAGAAGCACUAGAUUGAUGAUGGAGGGCGCACAUGAAGAAGUGAAUUGGGAAGCCUUUAAGACAAAGUUCCUAGACAAAUACUUUCCCAUAAGUGCGAGGACCAAAUUGGGAGACGAUUUUCUGAAACUUCGACAAGGGGGUAUGACUGUAGGAGAAUAUGCCGCCAAGUUUGAGACCUUAUCCAGAUAUUUUCGAUUCUUCAGGGAAGGAGUGGAUGAAGCCUACAUGUGUCACCGUUUCCAAGAAGGACUCAAGUACGAACUACAAGACUCAGUGGUACCCUUAGGGAUACAACGUUUUCAACCAUUGGUGGAGAAAUGCAGAGAGGUGGAGGAAAUGAAGAAUAAGGGGACAAAUCGCGGGGCGGUCCAGAACUCUGGAGGGCCUAAUCGUCAAAAUUUUCAGAAUCAAGGACGUAAUAGACAACAGAUGCGGCCAUACCAACGACCACACUAUAACAACCGAGGACCUCAACGAACAGAAAAUCAUAAAGGAGGAGGAACUCAAGCUGCCCCAGGGGUGCGUUGUUACCAGUGUGGCGAAGGUGGGCAUUAUGCGAAUGAAUGUCCUAAUAGGGGUCCUACCUGCUUCAAAUGCAACAAACGGGGUCAUAUGGCGAAGGAUUGUAGAACUCCAAAAGAAGAGUUAGCUGUUAACGCUGUUAUAACCGCCCGACCAACUGCUCAAGGGCGAGUGUAUUGCAUGGGUGCAGAGGGAAAAUCUCCGACCAACAACUUGAUCCAGGGGAAUUACGAAAUUGAAGGUACCAUUUUAACUGCACUUUUUGAUUCUAGGGCAACACAUUCAUUCAUAUCCCAGGAUUGCGUUGAUCGAUUGAAAAUGAUAGUAACCCCAUUACCUUUCGACUUGGUAGUGUCUACCCCUGUGUCAUACCCCAAUUUUUGA
This is a messenger RNA of Vicia villosa (hairy vetch), 1239 nucleotides long. RefSeq lists its product as uncharacterized. Bases 1 to 1239 code for a protein of 412 amino acids. NCBI's taxonomy places the organism in Eukaryota, Viridiplantae, Streptophyta, Magnoliopsida, Fabales, Fabaceae. The record is from RefSeq and is a predicted model, not a curated record. Gene Ontology annotation, molecular function: zinc ion binding; nucleic acid binding. The transcript has a single exon.